Colossoma macropomum (tambaqui) is the source of this 530-nucleotide messenger RNA. RefSeq names its product protein phosphatase 1 regulatory subunit 17 (gene ppp1r17). Lineage: Eukaryota; Metazoa; Chordata; Actinopteri; Characiformes; Serrasalmidae. The coding region runs from base 40 to 366 and encodes 108 amino acids. The transcript is spliced from 3 exons. Gene Ontology annotation, biological process: regulation of phosphatase activity. The record is from RefSeq and is a predicted model, not a curated record. Gene Ontology annotation, molecular function: protein phosphatase inhibitor activity.
UGUGAAAGUCCAGUCUACUGACUGGGGCCUAAAUAAUGGAUGUGGGUGCAGUCAGAGGGAGAGAGAGAGUGCUGUUAUCUGAUAUGUGAACAAACUGUCAGCAUGUCUGCAGGCUGUGUGAGGUCACUCUCGGAGACAGCAGAGCACAGACUUGCCACGCAAGAGCAUCCCUAUGAGGGCAGUGAGAUGGACAGACAGAAGCACAGCACUGAGGACAAUCAGCAGGACGAACUGGGACAAAAGAAGCCACGCAGGAAAGACACGCCUGUCCUUAACUCCCCUCCACUCAUACCAGGGGUAAGGUUAAUGAAAGGAGAACCACGCUUGAUUCACUUGGAGGAUGAAGAAAAGGAGGCAAAGAAAUAGAUGUAUUUUUAGACUUUGAAAGUGUUGUAUGCAUCAUAUUUAUUUUACAUUUUAUCGCCUUCUGCAUGUGUUCACAUCUGUCGUAAUGAAUCUUUUGAAAUUUUGUGGUUACUUUUCCAUGUCUCAGAGAUUUAUGACAUAGAAAUACAAAUUUUCUGCAAAAA